This is a messenger RNA of Apus apus (common swift), 471 nucleotides long. Its product is annotated as scale keratin-like. The coding region runs from base 1 to 471 and encodes 156 amino acids. The transcript has a single exon. Lineage: Eukaryota; Metazoa; Chordata; Aves; Apodiformes; Apodidae. Gene Ontology annotation, molecular function: structural constituent of cytoskeleton. Gene Ontology annotation, cellular component: intermediate filament. The record is from RefSeq and is a predicted model, not a curated record.
AUGUCUUGCUAUGACCUGUCCCCUAUCUCUGCCUGCGGCAUCUCCCGCCCCCAGCCUCUUGCCAACAGCUGCAACGAGCCCUGUGUGCGCCAGUGCCCCGACUCCACAGCCCUCAUCCAGCCUCCUCCGGCCGUGGUCACCUUCCCUGGCCCCAUCCUCAGCUCCUUCCCUCAGGAUGCUGUGGUGGGAUCCUCUGGAGUGCCCGUCCUUGGGGGCUAUGGGGGUUUUGGGGGUUAUGGGGCCUCCCUUGGCUAUGGGGGUGUGGGGGGCUCUGGCUCCUCCCUGGGCUAUGGGGGCCUGGGGGGCUAUGGGGGCUCCUCUCUUGGCUAUGGGGGUCUGGGGGGCUAUGGAGGCUCCUCCCUGGGUUACAGGGGCCUGUAUGGCUCUGGUAGAUCUUACAGCUCUGGCUCUUGCAGCCCUUACUCCUACCGAUAUGGCAGGAACCGCCGUGGCAGCUGUGGGCCCUGCUAA